This is a messenger RNA of Dothidotthia symphoricarpi CBS 119687, 1236 nucleotides long. RefSeq names its product MFS general substrate transporter. The record is from RefSeq and is a predicted model, not a curated record. Gene Ontology annotation, molecular function: carbohydrate:proton symporter activity. Gene Ontology annotation, biological process: transmembrane transport; carbohydrate transport. NCBI's taxonomy places the organism in Eukaryota, Fungi, Ascomycota, Dothideomycetes, Pleosporales, Dothidotthiaceae. The transcript is spliced from 8 exons. Bases 1 to 1236 code for a protein of 411 amino acids. Gene Ontology annotation, cellular component: membrane.
AUGUCAACCAAGGUGGUUUCUAUUUUUUCAUCUCUUGAAUCCUUUACCUGUGGUUACAACUUUGGCUUCAUCGGCGGCAGCGUUGCGUCACCCUUCUUCACGAGCUACUUCAACAAGCCUAAUCCUAACCAAGUGGGCGUGGUUGUUCCUCUAUUCACCGGCGGUGGCUUGUUCGGGGCUUUACUGGCCGGCCCGAGUGCAGAUUGGCUCGGCCGCAGACUUGCCAUCAUUGUCGGCGCCGUUACUUUCAUCCUUGGCGGUCUGUUUCAAGCAGUGACCCAAAACAUCUCAUUCUUGUACUCUGGUCGUGCCAUUGUCGGAUUCGGUGUCGGCUACCUGGUUAUGAUUAUCCCGCUCUGUCAGACCGAAAUUGCGCGUUCCUCAAUCCGAGGUCGUGUCACAGGCUUACGACAGUUGAUGUUGGGCAUGAUUCCACUGGAGAACCAACGGAGGAUACCACUGAAGAUUCAACUCAUCCCCGCCGAUGAAGGGUUGAAGAAACCAGCCAGACUCAUUUCCAACGGCAGCGUAAAUGACGCCUGGGUACAAGAAGAGUACAGUCAAAUCGAACAGGCUAUCUCCACUGAGCACGAGCAAACUGCAAAAGGAUAUAAGGACCUAUUCACAGACAAGAGCAGUUUCCGGCAAAUCUACCGUGUGCUUAAUACCGGCACCGGCGACGCAUUGAUAUACCAGGGCAUCAGCAACAUGCUCUCUGUUCUGGCGCAGGCGUGCACCGUCGCACUGAUCGACCGGAUCGGGCGGCGAUGGCCUUUGAUAAUCGGCAACAUGUUCAAGGGCAUCUGCUGGAUCGUCGUUGUCAUUGCGAUUGCGCUGUUUCCCACCGCCAUACCUUUCACAUGCAGACUUCUAUCAUGGAGCACCCCAGCAGAAGUCUUCGACACAAAGACGCGGUCCAAGGGUAUCUCCAACUGUGGCAUGGUGCCGUUCGCGUUCAAUACUUUUGUCAGCCAGCCGACGCCCAUCACCAUGGCCAGCGUCGGCUGGCGUUUCUUUUUGACAUUCGUCAUCUGCAACUUUACUAAUGCUCUUUUCUUCUGGGCGACGUUACCUGAGACGGCGCGUCGGCCGCUUGAGGAAAUGAACUCGCUUUUCAGCGAGAACGUCUGGUUUGUCGCUGGAGAUCGCGGGAGAGUGAGACUCUCAAAUGAUACGAAUGUUGAGAGAGUCCUCGGCGAUGAGGCGGCUCAUAGUCGCACAGAACAGCUCGAGUGA